UAAAUUUUUGGUUAGAUUUUCCUUUAAUGAAAGAUCUUGUUUUUAUAAUUUUAUUGUAAAAAAAUCAUAAUGGCUUCCGAAAAUUCUGAUUCAGAAGAAGAAAUUUUGGUGUAUGCGGAGUUCAAAGACAAUAUCAAUAUAGAUAACCAUAAAAACUUACAUGUUUUAGGAAUUGAUACAAAAAGUCCAGUAUUUCAAUUGGAUGAUACUUUUUACAUAGGUAAAUUUGAAAAUCCUUUCGGCACAUAUAUGUUUUUUGGUGAAGAUCCUUCACCACGGAGCUUAGACCCGUUGUUUGAUAAACUGCCAGACAAAAGUCUACAAUACAUAUGUAAAACUAGGAAGUUUUUAACCUUACAACAUGCACUUAUAACUCCCAAAGAAGGCCAAGAAAAACAAACUGAGCAAUCGGAACCAGAAGAUAAUUAUAAUACAGCACCAAUAAAGUUUCAAAGUAUACCUGAAGCAUUAGAACAUUUUAGAAAAGAAUGGUGUGAUAAUAAAGAAUUAAUAAAGAAAUAAAUUAAUGAUAAUACAUAUUUUAUUU
Molecule: messenger RNA, 547 nt
Organism: Aricia agestis (brown argus)
Lineage: Eukaryota; Metazoa; Arthropoda; Insecta; Lepidoptera; Lycaenidae
Product: general transcription factor 3C polypeptide 6
Exons: 3
Coding region: 70-522 (150 amino acids)
Biological process (GO): transcription by RNA polymerase III
Cellular component (GO): transcription factor TFIIIC complex
Source: RefSeq, a predicted model, not a curated record